GGUGGGGGAGUUCAGAGGUGGCAGACAAUCAGACCCUUCAGUCAUGCUGUCGGGGGUUCAGCCAUGCUUCCAGUUGCUCCGGAUCGGUUCAUCGACGGGUGACUCCGCACGGGACCUGUACACAUUCAGGCCGGCUCUGAGCCAUUGCGUGUUCCGCCUGGGCCGAGCGGCGGAGCUGUGCGACGUCACGCUGGACUCUGCGUCGGUGUCCCGCAUCCACGCAGAGCUGCACGCCGAGAGGGAGGCGAGCGGAGAGGACGCAACUCCGCAGGAGGAGGGCUGGAUGGUUCACAUCAAGGAUAGGAGCAGUCAUGGCACCUGGGUCAACGAGGUCCGCCUCCAGCCCGGCGUCCAGUGGGAGCUCUCAGAUGGUGACACGUUGACCUUUGGUGGCCAGUCGCCUCCAGGGAGCCCUGAAUUCUACUUCCUCUUCCAGAAGGUCAAAGUUCGCCCGCUGGACUUCGACGCCAUCACAAUCCCCAAGGCGGGAACCUUUUCCUCUGACUUACAGAACCGGAUCAGGACCAACCUGGACCGUAAGGUGGCGACCAACCUGGACCUGUCCAAGCUGUCCAUCAACCGGGCCACCGUCAUCCUCAACUCCAUCGGCAGCCUCAGUAAGAUGAAGGGCAGCGCCUGGACCUUCAAGAGGAGCUUCAGCCACGAGGGGACCGUCUCAGACCCCGGCUCCUCCUCCUCGCCGCCUCUCACCGUGGGCUUCUCCUCUCUGCUCCCUCCCUCCACCCCUCCAUCGUUCUCCUCCGCAGUGUCGGCGCCCUCAGCGAAGUCCCUCCCACUGACCUCCAGGAGCAGGAGGAAGUCGGCUCACACAGUGCUGCUCGAGGACGACAGCUCAGACGAGCCCAGGAGUCGAGGAGUUCUGGCAGGAGUUCCUGACGACGGACAGAGAGCAAGAGGGAAGAAGAGGCGGCGGCUCUACAAGUCUGAGUCAGAGAGUUUCAGUUCUCCUCCUCCCAUGCCGCUGCAGCCCAAGAGCCACAACGACAUGAGGCGGCCACUGGAGGCCAAGCCCUUCCCCGUUGGCAUCAGGACCAUCGGCAGCUUCCAUGGCGCCAUGACCAACAGCAGACUCAACCACCACCUCCUCCAGGCGUCGUUCACCAAUGCCACCGUUCACAAACAAGAGGUGGAGACGAUGCACCGCAUCAAGACGGUGGUGCAGGGAAACAUCGCCGCUUUCCGCCAACAGAAACCCGCCCAUUGUUCUCCGAUGGCGCAGAGGGGCAGGCGGAGGGCUCACAGCUCUCCGGUGUUCUCCCCUCUGGUGGUGGGGGGGGAGAACUACAGCCUGGCCUCGCCUUCAAUGAGGAUCCGCACAGAGGAGAGAGGGAGGGUCCAGUUCAACAGGUUUCACCAUCAAACAAGUAAACGACGAGGCCGCCCCAGGAAACACCCCCUCCCGCCCCGGCCGUCCCUGCCCUCUCCAUCCUCCUCAUCCUCCUCUUCCACCUCCUCGGCCUCCUCCUCCUCCGGCUCCUCCUCCUCCUCCUCUGAGGACGAGGACGAUGACGAAGACGAAGAAGACGAGGAGGAUGAGGAGGAGGAGAUGGUGGCGGUCGGGGCGGUGGAGCCGUGCGCGGCCCCCCGGUGUCGGCUGCCCCAGCAGGACACGGUUCAGUGGAUCCAGUGCGAUGUGUGCGACGCCUGGUAUCACAUAGACUGUCUCCAUGGUGACCGCAAGAAGCUGCUGGUGGAUCCGAAUGCCGACUUCCACUGUGGCUGUUGCUGAGAGCAGAGAGACAGUUUGUGACCAUCAAAUAAAUUGGACGUUAAAGUUUCCCCUUAAUGUGUAUUUCCUUCAGACACGAAGGAAUCAUCAGACUUUUCACAGACGACAAGAGACGACUUCCUCUGAUGCUGCUGCUCCUCUCAAGCAUCUAGUGCUUUUCUCUUCCCUCAGCAGCAGCUGGCGAGGGCGGGAAAAAGACUUUCCUUUAAAUGAUGUUCCCAGGUUUGAGGAUUUGUGCCCUAACAGCCACAACUGUUUCACCAACCUCUCGUUCACUCAGAGUCAGGAUUUGAAUGAGGAGGUGAAACUGCAGUGAAACAUCUUGGAUCAGAUUUCAUUAUGGCUUUUGGUGCCUGGAGAGGUGCGAUCAGGGUGGGGGGUGGGGCAUGAUGAAAUGUUUCUGAGUACAUUCCCACCGUGGCUGAUGUUGACCAGAGGCAGCGUUUAGGAGGAUUAAUGUUUGAGAUCAGGCUGCCACAGCAACAGUCUCUACAAGCCCAUUAAACUUCCUCAGACGUCUCAGUGCAGCCACCUUCAUUAUUUUACCAAACAGCUCCAUUUUUUUUCAGAGCAGAAUUGGACUUUCCACCCCCUACCCUACCCCCGAAAGAAAACAGUGCUGAGACGGUGGUUUCCACCUCAGCUAUAAUAAAAGUCGAUGAAAUGUUGGAGUGCAGCAGCAGCUGUCUGGGAGCGAGUGUGUGAUGUUUAAAGAUUAAUUAAACGGCAGGAAAUGUGUCAGCAGACCUGUGUUGUUGCUGCUGAUGAGGGAAGCUCUUGGGACAAUAAUCAAAUGUUUGAAGGCGCUUCUGCAGCAGAAGCAGCUGCUGGAGUUUGGAGGGUUGGAGGUGUGUUGUAAGAUGUGCAAGUGCAGACUACAGCUGGUCGGGGAGAAAUGUCACCAAAUAUCUUCUGCUGAUGUAACAGGAUGAACAGAUUCAGAACAGGAUGUCAAGUCUUUGUGACGGAUCAUUUGAACGUCUCUUCACACUACUGAACUCUGAGGAUGUUUUUGUCCUGGAUGAAAUGAACUGAACAGUAGACUAACACGUUAUCUUUGCUCAGGUCGCCGUUUGAGUAGAAGAAGUUCUUCUUAUAAGCACCUUUUCUUUUCACCAGGACAAAAACUACGGUGGCCCUGAAGCUCAACACACUGCAACUGAAGAAGCCACAUGCAAACAGUCAAAACACAAACAUUCAGAAAAUAUCUUCAUCACAACCAGGUUCAUCACUUUUCAGUGUCCCCUGGAAACACUUGUGUUGUGUUGUGUUGUGAGUAUUUGCAGCACGUUUUUGAAUUGAUGAUGUUUUCUGAGUUUGUUUGUGUUUUGUCUGUUUGAAUGUGCAUUCUUUAGUUGCAGUGCGUUGAGCUUCAGGGCCACUGUAAAAAAGUUUCUAAAAUUGCGUUUUUUUACCUUCUGUCCUGCUUUUAUAAUCUCUGUAAUAGUUGUGACUCAGAGCAAUUCAGAUAAUGACAGUGUUAAAGCAAAAAAAAAAAAAAAAGUUUGGACCUGCAGUUUUUGGAGUGAUAGUAAAAGUGGAAAACCUGAUUCUUGAGCAAUAAAACAGGAAAAAAACUAAAAAAAAUCUCUAAAGAUGUAUAUUUUUAAUUCCUUAAUGACAUUAUCAAAUCAGAUUUCCUCCAUGUUUGGCUUCACUGAGGCCUGGAGAUGGUUUACUACCUGCUACUUCACUGUCUCUCAGCAGGACGAUGAGCUGUGGUGAUUGGUUAAGCAGUUGCAAAGACUGUGUUAGAAAGUUGAGGAGAAACUGGUCUGGGUUCAGUCUCUCUUCAGUUCAGUGGAUUAACUUUGCAUGUGUUUUAAUGGAUUUAAUAAAUGCAGUGUCACCAGCUGAAAGACUGCAUGUGAAAAUAGCCAAACCUCACUGCAGUAAUACCAUAUCAUUUAUAUAGGACAUAACAAUAUCAUAAUGCAGAUUUUAAAGAACAGUGGUUACACAAAUGUAAAAGAAAAAAGUUGGGUUUUAAUUUUUCUCUGUUGAUCUCUCGUCAUUUGUUUUGUACGUCUUAAAAAAUGGAUUUUAUUUGCAGGUUCAUCCACCAGAGUGUUUCCUCUUUGUCUCAGAUUUUGAGCUCUAAAGAUAUUUAAAUGCCUGUUUAUGUCUUCUGGGGUUUACUAAGAUAAAAUGUGUUGUCUCCACCACAUCACUCAUGCUGACAGAGCGAUACUCUGUAAUUACAGACGAGAUAAAAUUGGUUCACAAAAUGUUCGGAGCAGAAAGAAGACGAGACCUGUGUGACGUGGAAAAUGUUUUUUUUUCUCGAUUUUUCUCUGAUUCAACAAUGCAGCUUCAAAGACUCAGACUCGCACUGAAGCCUCAGUUCAUUCAACCCGUCGCUCUGCUGUUACAUCACGCUGUCAACAAUUUGAGGCGAUGCAGACGCACUAAAGAUCAACCUGUGGUCCACACGGAAGCCAAUUAUCAAGGCGAAAACAUGCAGCUGUUUUAUUUGUUCAUUCAUCGAUUUGGUAAAAAUAGAAAAUAUAAUCAGUUUAAAUGAUGAUGGAAAUAAUUGUUAGCUGUUUUGCUGAAAAUCGCUUGACAAAUGAUUUCAGUCGAGCUUCCAACAGCUGAUAUUUUGUGAUAAUCAGAAAGGUGUAAAAAUCAUUUGUUCCCCUCAGUGUUCAACAGUUUUUUAUCAUCUGUAAGAGGCAGAGAAAAGCAGGGAUACACAACCAGGAAUUAGUUGAACAGUCAACUGGAUACAUGCAUAAGUGGCUGCUAACGUUUAAUAAAUCCGCCUGACAUAUUGAUUAACUCAUUACUAACAGCUGCGAUAUUUUCCAUUUGCACUGCCUCAAAGAGAAGCGUCUCUCUCGCCACGUCUCACAACUGAUUAAAUCAAGUUUGUGGCCGACUUAUUUUUUUGAUCAUCACACUGUUGCGGUCGCCUCAUUGUCUCAGCCGUUUCAAAUGUCAACACACAGGCGUUGACAUUUUUACAGCCAGUUAAUUCUGUUUAACGUUGGAAAAACCCCAAAGAACAGCGGAGGGGUGGGACGAAAGCAGCCUGUGUGAAUCAGGAUGUUCUUCCAUAAAUCGCUUCCUCUCGCACUUUUCAAUCUAAAGUUCACAGGACUCCUCUUCCUCACUGCCUUCACAUUAAUUAUCACAUUAAAAUGCAGAAGCACAACACAGUUUGACUCUGCGUCAUCUCUGCGAUGCGAUCAGCAUCAAAGUUAUCAGAGAAGA
Seriola aureovittata is the source of this 4966-nucleotide messenger RNA. RefSeq names its product transcription factor 19 (SC1), like (gene tcf19l). Gene Ontology annotation, cellular component: nucleus. Gene Ontology annotation, molecular function: protein binding. Gene Ontology annotation, biological process: regulation of gene expression. The transcript is spliced from 5 exons. The record is from RefSeq and is a predicted model, not a curated record. Bases 44 to 1750 code for a protein of 568 amino acids. Lineage: Eukaryota; Metazoa; Chordata; Actinopteri; Carangiformes; Carangidae.